Messenger RNA from Miscanthus lutarioriparius, 1080 nucleotides. NCBI's taxonomy places the organism in Eukaryota, Viridiplantae, Streptophyta, Magnoliopsida, Poales, Poaceae. The record is from the annotation of a GenBank genome assembly.
AUGGGAGGGCUCAGAUCGAGGAUCCUCAGGACCCUGCAGUCCUUCCCCAACGCCGCCGCGCAGUCGUCCUCCAACCUCCUCCUCGCGCUGCCUCCCGGUGCCGGGCCCUCGCCUCAGCUGCCCGCGACGCCGUGUGGCCACCUCCAAGAACCGGCGCCGCAGGAGCCGCCGCUGGUCGAUGAAGCGGGGGCUGCGCCCGAGGUGCCCGGCGGCGGAGGCGAUGACGACGACGGCGACGACAAGGAGAACGUCUCGCCGGGUGUCACCCCGCGCAAGGCCAAGAAGUUGAAGCUCAGCUCGGACCACCAUGACAAAAGCUCGGGCCUCGGGGAGGAGCCCGCUGAUGGUGCCACAUGCUACCGCCGGCCGGACCUCGCCUCGGCGACGCUCUUCGACCCGGACCUCCUCGCCGCCUUCCGCCGCGCCGUCGUCGCCUACGCGCAGGCGCUCGAGGCGUCCAAACGCCGCGACGACGACGACAUCGACGAUGGCGAGGACGGGGCCGGCAACGGCGGCGGCGAAGGAGGACCGGGCGUCGCGAAUCCCCUGGAGGCGUUCGAGCUGCGGUGCCCUCCGGGCGGCGAGCGCGCGGUGGUGCUCUACACCACGUCGAUCCGCGGCGUGCGCAAAACGUUCGAGGACUGCGCCCGCGUGCGCCGCCUGCUGGAGGGCCUCCGCGUCGCGUUCCUGGAGCGCGACGUCUCCAUGCACGCGCCCUACAGGGAGGAGCUCCGGGCGCUGAUGUGCUGCGGGCAGAGGCAGGAGGAGGGCGGCGGCGGUGCGUUCCCCCUGCCGCCGCGGCUCUUCGUGGACGGCCGGUACCUCGGCGGCGCCGAGGAGGUCGUGGCGCUGCACGAGCGGUCCCAGCUCCGGCCCGUGCUCCGCCGCGCGCCGCGCCUCGGCGCGGGGGAAGGCCCGUGCGCGGUCUGCGGCGGCGCGUGGUUCGUGGUGUGCGUCGGGUGCAGCGGCAGUCAUUGGCUCCAUGACGCCGGCAGUGCCACUGCCGUCGCGGCCGCCAGCCGCAUGCCGUGCUCCGCGUGCAACGAGAACGGACUCAUGCCCUGCCCUCUCUGCAGCUAG